AUGCCGCCGAAAUUCGACCCCAACUCGAUUAUCGAGGUCUACGUCCGGGCAACCGGCGGCGAAGUCGGUGCGGCCUCGUCCCUGGCCCCGAAGAUUGGACCCCUGGGCCUGUCCCCCAAGAAGAUUGGUGAGGACAUCGCCAAGGAGACAGCCAAGGAAUGGAAGGGCUUGCGUGUGACCGUCAAGCUGACUGUGCAGAACCGGCAGGCUAAGGUGUCCGUCAUCCCGUCCGCCGCCUCCCUGGUCAUCAAGGCCCUGAAGGAGCCCGUGCGCGACAGGAAGAAGGAGAAGAACAUCGUGCACUCCGGCAACCUGGCGCUCGAGGAUGUGUACGAGAUCGCCCGCAUCAUGCGCGACCGCUCCUGCGCGGCCGGCUUCGCGGGGACCGUCAAGGAGAUCCUGGGCACGUGCGUGUCGGUUGGCUGCCAGGUGGACAACGAGGACCCCCGCGACAUCCAGCAAAAGGUGCGGUAG
This is a messenger RNA of Auxenochlorella protothecoides, 474 nucleotides long. Its product is annotated as 60S ribosomal protein L12-1. Gene Ontology annotation, cellular component: cytosolic large ribosomal subunit; ribosome. The record is from RefSeq and is a predicted model, not a curated record. Gene Ontology annotation, molecular function: large ribosomal subunit rRNA binding; structural constituent of ribosome. Bases 1 to 474 code for a protein of 157 amino acids. Gene Ontology annotation, biological process: translation. NCBI's taxonomy places the organism in Eukaryota, Viridiplantae, Chlorophyta, Trebouxiophyceae, Chlorellales, Chlorellaceae. The transcript has 3 exons.